Protopterus annectens (West African lungfish) is the source of this 2350-nucleotide messenger RNA. Its product is annotated as RNA-binding protein Nova-1-like. Bases 464 to 1951 code for a protein of 495 amino acids. Lineage: Eukaryota; Metazoa; Chordata; Ceratodontiformes; Protopteridae. Gene Ontology annotation, biological process: regulation of alternative mRNA splicing, via spliceosome; mRNA splicing, via spliceosome. The transcript is spliced from 4 exons. The record is from RefSeq and is a predicted model, not a curated record. Gene Ontology annotation, cellular component: cytoplasm; nucleus. Gene Ontology annotation, molecular function: mRNA binding.
CGAAGGAUGCAGCACAGGCAGCUGCAGCAUCUCUAGCGAGGACGCACAACUUAAGCUUCAAUUUUGCCAUCUUUCAGUGUAGCUUAUUCUGUGCUUUCCACAGCCCCGAGGGAAACGUACCCGAGCAAGACGUUGUGUUCCCUCUUUCGCUUGUUUGUAGUACUCCCUUCCUUAACAAGGACAACACAAAUAUUUUCUUUCAGAACGAGCUGAACUCUGCUGCCUAUUGAUCUGCAUGUGGGCUUUCUUUAUUUUCUAUUUAGUUACCUCCUUACCGGAUUGCUGCACGUCUGGACCAAACACUUUAUCCUCGUCGAUUUUGUUUUUGCUUUAAGGAGUGUGUGUCUCACGCUGCUUUGAUUAGCACUUCUCAGGUAAUUCCUCAGACGACAGGAGCUUGUGCUGCUCCCACUGUUGAGCUGACAACUCUUGGAUACUGUUGUUUGGUGACAGUGCAUACAGCAUGAAGAUGAUGGCAGGAGGCUCGGUGCAUCAGAAUGGGAUUUUCGCCAAUUCGCAUCAUCAUUCCCAGCAACAACAGCAGCCUCAUAUGGAAUCUGAUCCUCCAGAUUCUAGGAAGAGACCACUGGAAACCCCGACAGAGGCAAGCAGCACGAAAAGGAGCAAUACUGGAGAAGAGGGUGAAUACUUCCUAAAAGUACUGAUUCCAAGUUAUGCAGCCGGAUCUAUUAUCGGCAAAGGUGGGCAGACCAUCGUUCAGCUACAAAAAGAAACUGGUGCCACCAUUAAGCUAUCCAAGUCUAAAGACUUUUACCCAGGUACAACAGAGAGAGUUUGUCUGGUACAGGGAACAGUAGAAGCACUGAAUGCUGUUCACAACUUUAUUGCUGAAAAGGUGCGAGAAAUGCCUCAGAGUACAGCCAAGCCUGAGCCUGUCAGCAUUUUACAGCCACAGACUACAGUAAACCCAGACCGUGCCAAACAGGCAAAGCUGAUCGUCCCUAAUAGCACAGCAGGGCUAAUUAUUGGUAAAGGAGGAGCCACAGUGAAGGCUAUCAUGGAACAGUCCGGAGCAUGGGUCCAGCUAUCCCAAAAACCAGAGGGAAUCAACCUUCAGGAGCGUGUAGUUACCAUUAGUGGUGAGCCCGAACAAAACCACAAGGCUGUGGACAUCAUAGUCCAAAAGAUCCAGGAAGAUCCCCAGAGUAGCAGUUGUCUGAACAUCAGCUAUGCAAAUAUUACUGGUCCUGUUGCCAAUUCCAACCCAACAGGGUCUCCCUAUGCCAACUCUGCUGAGGUUCUACCUACAGCUGCCAGCACUUCUGGUCUCCUUGGACAUGCCAAUUUGGCUGGAGUUGGAGCAUUCCCUGCUGCCCUGUCAGGGUUUUCAGGAAGUGACCUCCUGGCUAUCAGCACAGCACUUAAUACUUUGGCAAGUUAUGGAUACAACACAAAUUCGCUUGGCUUAGGGAUGAACCCAGCAGCGGCAUCAGGAGUCCUAGCUGCUGUGGCAGCCAGUGCCAAUCCUGCUGCAGCUGCAGCAGCUAAUCUUUUAGCAUCAUAUGCAAGUGAUGCUUCAACAAGCGCCACAACACCUGCUGGUGCAAUGGGUGCUUUCACCCUCGGAUCAUUAGCUGCUGCAGGUGCUGCUAAUGGCUACCUUGGGGCUGCAUCACCACUUGUGGCUAGCUCUCUGUUGGCCACAGAGAAACUGGCAGAAAGUGCUAAGGAUGUAGUGGAGAUUGCCGUGCCAGAAAACCUUGUAGGUGCUAUUUUGGGUAAAGGAGGGAAGACCCUGGUGGAAUAUCAGGAGUUAACUGGAGCCAGAAUUCAGAUCUCAAAGAAGGGGGAAUUCAUCCCAGGAACGAGGAACCGUAAGGUCACUAUAACAGGCACACCUGCUGCUACACAAGCAGCACAAUACCUCAUCAGCCAGCGAAUCACAUAUGAGCAGGGAGUCCGUGCCACAAACCCUCAGAAGGUGGGCUAAAACCACCUCCUUAAACAGAUGAUCCAAGGAGGGUAAAGUACUUGUUUGAAAAUACAUGUUUCAAAAAAAAAAAAAAAAAAAAAAAGAAAGAAAGAAAAAAUGAAAGGGAAAAAAAAGAAAUCCUCACCUAAUAUAUACUUGCCAAUGAACCUGUUAAUGAUAUGUGUAAUAUGUAAAUAUUGCAUUUUAUUAAGUUGAAUAGAAAAUUAUUUUCUCUUCUUUGUUUUUAUUUCUUAGUAUUGUUUUGUGUCUUUGUGGUACAGCCUGUGGAUUGGGUUGUGAUGUGGCAAGAGCAAGCUGUUCUGAAACCAGUAAUUGUUCAUGUUUUCUGCUGUAAAUGCAGCUUGUCUUGACCUAGAGGGUGGGUAUCUGUGGGCACUUUUAACUCUUAUAAUUCUC